This is a messenger RNA of Lottia gigantea (owl limpet), 513 nucleotides long. RefSeq lists its product as hypothetical. The transcript is spliced from 2 exons. NCBI's taxonomy places the organism in Eukaryota, Metazoa, Mollusca, Gastropoda, Lottiidae. The annotation marks the transcript as partial. The record is from RefSeq and is a predicted model, not a curated record.
AUUACCACUCAGCCAUCAGUUGGUAAUACAGUAUCGGAACGUUUUACCACUCAACCAUCAGUUUGUAAUACGGUAUUGAAACGGUUUACCGCUCAACCAUCAGUUGGUAAUACAGCAUCGAAACUAUUGACUACUCACCCAUCAGUUGGUAAUUCAGUAUCGCAACUAUUGACUACUCAAUCAUCAGUUGGUAAUACAGUAUCGGAACUAUUGACAUCCCAACCAUCAAUUGGUAAUACAGUAUCUAAACUAGUGACAAAACAACCAUCAAUUAUUGGUAAUACGGUAUCUGAACUGCUGAAAACUCAACCACCAGUUGGUAAUACAGUAUCCAAACUUGUGACAAUUCAACCAUCAGUUGGUAAUACGCUAUCUGAACUGCUGAAAACUCAACCACCAGUUGGUAAUACAGUAUCUAAACUAGUGACAUUUCAACCUUCAGUUGGUAAUACGGUAUCUGAACUAUCGACAACUCAACCAGCAGUUGGUAAUACAGUAUCUGAACUAAUGAAU